This is a messenger RNA of Plodia interpunctella (Indianmeal moth), 612 nucleotides long. It is a transcript of the gene RpS16, whose product is annotated as Ribosomal protein S16. The transcript is spliced from 5 exons. Gene Ontology annotation, molecular function: structural constituent of ribosome; RNA binding. Lineage: Eukaryota; Metazoa; Arthropoda; Insecta; Lepidoptera; Pyralidae. Bases 66 to 521 code for a protein of 151 amino acids. Gene Ontology annotation, biological process: translation; maturation of SSU-rRNA from tricistronic rRNA transcript (SSU-rRNA, 5.8S rRNA, LSU-rRNA). Gene Ontology annotation, cellular component: ribosome; cytosolic small ribosomal subunit. The record is from RefSeq and is a predicted model, not a curated record.
UAUAUCUGAUUGUUCAUUUUCCAUAUUCUGUGGUGCGAUUUUUCAUUCAUUCUUUUCCUGUCAAAAUGGCUGCCGCUACAGAGGCGAGACGCGAACCUAUUCAGGCCGUGCAAGUAUUUGGUCGUAAGAAAACUGCCACAGCAGUAGCAUACUGCAAGCGAGGACAUGGAGUUCUCCGAGUGAAUGGCCGUCCUCUAGAGCUUGUGGAGCCCCGACUACUGCAGUACAAACUUCAGGAGCCCAUCCUGUUACUUGGCAAGGAAAAGUUCUCUGGUGUUGACAUCAGAGUGACAGUCAAGGGUGGUGGCCACGUCGCCCAGGUGUACGCAAUCAGACAAGCCAUCUCAAAGGCACUCAUUGCCUUUUAUCAGAAAUAUGUAGACGAGGCGUCAAAGAAGGAGAUCAAAGACAUCCUCGUGCAGUACGACAGGAGUUUGCUGGUGGCCGACCCCCGCCGCUGCGAGCCCAAGAAGUUCGGCGGCCCCGGCGCACGCGCACGAUACCAGAAAUCCUACCGUUAACGCAUCUUCUACUGCGUCCGCUGAUUUUGCAUUGGCAUUUGUUCUGUCAGUGCGAUAUCAUUGGGUGUUUUAAAAUAAACUAAGAAAAGUU